CUUCCUUCAUUGCUGUGAUGAGAAAGACACACCAAAAAUCCGAUGGGUUAUAUGUUGAUGAGAGAGAGCGACUAAUUGCUGAAGCGUAUGAUGAACAUCUUCUAGAACGCUUGGCACAAAUGGAGUCCUCUAAUGGAGAGGUUUUGACAAUGGAUUCUCUGACCAUCGAGGAGAAAAAUGACAUCUAUGUUAAGAUUGCUGGUAUAUCGAAACAAGGUCGUGUAUUUGGACUUGGAUCACUCCAAAGUGGGGUUUCUAUGUCUUUAGAUGGUUCGGCUGUGCCCCCUCAAGCUACUGAAGAAGUAGGAACACUAACGCUACUGAGUUCAAGAGCUGGAAAUGGAAUUGCAAAAGAGUCGUGAAGAUAGUGUGGUUAUUCAAAAACGACUCGAUUCUGUGGAGCAAAUGAUUCAAUCUUUUGCAGGUCCCAGUGGAUCAAAUGCAGCAGCUCCAUCUACUCCACAAACUUCCAUGGGUGUUGGUUCGUUUGCUCAUGCUACGUAGUUUGGUUUUACUUUGUUUGCUAAUGCUAUUUGCUUA
Messenger RNA from Camelina sativa (false flax), 540 nucleotides. The record is from RefSeq and is a predicted model, not a curated record. Lineage: Eukaryota; Viridiplantae; Streptophyta; Magnoliopsida; Brassicales; Brassicaceae.